This is a messenger RNA of Gastrolobium bilobum, 1014 nucleotides long. RefSeq lists its product as uncharacterized. Gene Ontology annotation, molecular function: translation elongation factor activity. The transcript is spliced from 7 exons. Gene Ontology annotation, cellular component: cytoplasm. Gene Ontology annotation, biological process: translational elongation; peptide biosynthetic process. The record is from RefSeq and is a predicted model, not a curated record. NCBI's taxonomy places the organism in Eukaryota, Viridiplantae, Streptophyta, Magnoliopsida, Fabales, Fabaceae. Bases 86 to 805 code for a protein of 239 amino acids.
CCAAAGUCGCUAGAAGGUGAAGAAGAAGAAGCUCUCCUUAUCUUUAUGUAAGAAAAGAAGCAUUUUCCACUUCCCAACGACAACAAUGGUGGCGGGAACUGCAACCUUGAAGCUGAACCUCUCAGUUUUUUCUUCUUCAAUGCUGAGUUUCAGCGCCUCCUCCUCUUCAUUCCCAUCAAACCCUUCUCUUCUUUCAAUGCGAACCCCUUCUUCUUCUUCUACUACAACUCGAUUUCUCAGGAUUUACGCCUUGACUAGCAACGACAUCAAGGUGGGUAUCAGCAUCAAAGUCGAUGGUUCUCCUUGGCGUGUCUUAGAGUUUCUUCAUGUCAAACCCGGAAAAGGGGCAGCAUUUGUGAGGACCAAAAUGAAGAAUUAUAUUACAGGGAACACAGUUGAGAAAACGUUUAGAGCUGGAAGCUCGAUUGAGGAAGCAGAUAUAGUCAAGGAAACAAAGCAGUUCACAUAUAAAGAUGGUGUUCAAUUUGUCUUCAUGGACUUGAAUACUUAUGAGGAGUUUCGAGUGGGUGAAUCAGACGUUGGAGACAGAACAAAGUGGCUGAAAGAGGGAAUGGACUGCAAUUUACUGUUAUGGAAUGGAAAAGUUAUUGAUAUUGAUCUCCCUGUCACAGUCAAGCUUAAAGUAGUUGAUGUGGAUCCCGGACUUAAGGGCGACACGACCCAAGGUGGAUCAAAGCCAGCAACACUUGACACUGGGGCUGUUGUCAAUGUUCCGCUCUUUGUAAAUGUAGGAGACGAAAUAAAUGUUGAUACAAGAACUGGGCAGUACAUGAGUCGGGCUUAAAAUUCCACCUCAAAGUUUUGUAGUUGAAAUCCAAAGAAUUGUUAUUUCUUUUGGGUUUUUUUUUUUUUUUUUUUCAAUUUUGAGAAAAUCUUACCAAUGCAGAUGGAUUAAGUUCAUAACAUGCCAGCUUAUGUAAUAUUAACCUUAGCAAAUUGGCUAUGUGCAUAAUAACAUCGAGUUAAAAUCGUGCUGUAUUUUAUUUGCAAAAC